Ziziphus jujuba (common jujube) is the source of this 2883-nucleotide messenger RNA. RefSeq names its product cullin-3A. The record is from RefSeq and is a predicted model, not a curated record. Gene Ontology annotation, molecular function: ubiquitin protein ligase binding. Bases 408 to 2606 code for a protein of 732 amino acids. The transcript has 2 exons. NCBI's taxonomy places the organism in Eukaryota, Viridiplantae, Streptophyta, Magnoliopsida, Rosales, Rhamnaceae. Gene Ontology annotation, cellular component: cullin-RING ubiquitin ligase complex. Gene Ontology annotation, biological process: ubiquitin-dependent protein catabolic process; protein ubiquitination.
CGAAACGAAAGUAUCAAAAGGAAACGUUUCGGUGUAGGCAAACGAAAAAGAAACUUAAUCAAAAAGCCAACCUUCUUCGUCUUCGACAAAGGGCAAUUUCUAACCAUCCAAACAACCUAAACCUUUGCUUCCUUUGCAUCCAUACCCUGCAAUAAUUCUUUAAUCCCUAAAUCCUCCUCCGUUAAACCUCCCCCACCGAUUGAUUUUUCCGAUCAUAUUUCUACCGGUUUAUUUUCCGUCUCUGCCGACUUCCUCUUCCAGUUUCGUUUCUGAUCAUUUCUUUUGUUAGCUCGCCGAUCUUUCUGAUUUCGAACUCGCUGUUUUAGAUUUCGGGUUUUUUUGGCUCGGAUUUCUUUCAAUCGGAGCUGAGGAUUUUGGAUUUGGGAAAAUUUAAAAAAAACAAAAAAAUGAGUAAUCAGAAGAAGAGGAAUUUCCAGAUAGAGGCUUUCAAGCAUAGGGUUGUGGUGGAUCCGAAAUACGCCGACAAGACCUGGAAGAUUCUGGAGCAUGCAAUCCAUGAGAUUUACAAUCACAAUGCUAGUGGGCUUAGCUUCGAAGAGCUUUACAGAAAUGCAUACAAUAUGGUACUUCACAAAUUCGGUGAGAAGCUGUAUAUGGGACUGGUUAAUACUAUGACUUCUCAUCUAAAAGAGAUAUCAAAAACCAUUGAAGCUGCUCAAGGAGGUUUUUUUCUUGAAGAACUGAAUAGGAAAUGGAAUGAUCAUAAUAAGGCUUUGCAAAUGAUCAGAGACAUCCUGAUGUACAUGGACAGGACUUAUAUUCCUAGUACACAGAAAACCCCCGUUCAUGAGCUUGGACUGAACCUUUGGAGGGAUAACAUUGUCCACUUCAAUAAGAUUCAGACAAGGCUUCUCAAUACUCUUCUUGAGCUAAUACAUAGGGAACGGACUGGUGAAGUUAUUAACAGAGGGUUGAUGAGAAAUAUAAUUAAGAUGCUGAUGGAUUUAGGUCCUUCUGUCUAUCAAGAAGACUUUGAGAAACCCUUUCUUGAGGUUUCAGCUGAGUUUUAUAAGGGUGAGUCUCAAAAGUUUAUCGAAUGUUGUGAUUGUGGGGAUUACCUGAAGAAGGCUGAAAGACGUUUAAAUGAGGAACUGGAAAGGGUGACACACUACUUGGAUGUAAAGAGUGAAGCCAAGAUAACAAAUGUGGUGGAGAAAGAGAUGAUUGCGAAUCACAUGCUGAGAUUAGUACACAUGGAAAAUUCAGGUCUUGUAAAUAUGCUUCUUGAUGAUAAGUAUGAGGACCUUGGAAGAAUGUACAACUUGUUCCGGCGGGUUCCUGAUGGUCUUCCGACAAUACGUGAAGUGAUGACUUCUCAUAUCAGGGAAACUGGUAAACAGCUUGUUACUGAUCCAGAGAAAUUGAAGGAUCCAGUGGAAUUUGUCCAACGACUCUUGGAUGAGAAAGAUAAGUAUGAUCGCAUCAUUAGUUCAUCAUUCACCAAUGACAAGACAUUCCAGAAUGCUUUAAAUUCUUCUUUUGAAUAUUUUAUCAAUUUGAAUCCUCGAUCCCCGGAGUUCAUUUCUUUGUUUGUUGAUGAGAAACUCCGCAAAGGUUUGAAAGGUGUUAGUGAAGAGGAUGUAGAAACUAUUCUUGACAAGGUGAUGAUGCUGUUCAGGUACUUGCAGGAAAAAGAUGUAUUUGAGAAAUAUUAUAAACAGCAUUUGGCGAAGAGGCUUUUGUCUGGAAAGACUGUUUCUGAUGAUGCAGAGAGAAGUUUGAUAGUUAAGCUCAAGACAGAAUGUGGAUACCAAUUUACUUCAAAGUUGGAGGGCAUGUUUACAGACAUGAAAACAUCCCAAGAUACAGUGCAAGGGUUUUAUGCCAGCCACCCUGAGCUAGGCAGUGGCCCAACAUUGACUGUCCAGGUUCUGACAACAGGAUCUUGGCCAACUCAGCCUAGUAUUACAUGCAACCUUCCAGCAGAAAUGUCAGCACUUUGUGAGAAGUUCAGAUCAUAUUAUCUGGGGACCCAUACUGGUCGGAGAUUAUCCUGGCAAACCAACAUGGGAACAGCAGAUAUAAAGGCUCUCUUUGGGAAGGGCCAGAAGCACGAGUUAAAUGUGUCAACAUAUCAAAUGUGUGUCCUGAUGCUUUUCAAUAAUGCUGAUCGGCUUAACUACAAGGAAAUUGAGCAGGCUACAGAAAUUCCUGCUUCAGAUUUGAAAAGGUGUCUGCAAUCUUUGGCUUGUGUGAAGGGAAAAAAUGUUCUUCGAAAAGAGCCUAUGAGUAAAGAUAUUGGUGAAGAUGAUGCAUUUUUUGUUAAUGACAAGUUCACAAGCAAAUUCUAUAAGGUGAAAAUAGGAACUGUAGUUGCGCAAAAGGAAUCAGAACCGGAAAAACAGGAGACCCGUCAAAGAGUGGAGGAGGACAGGAAGCCCCAGAUAGAAGCUGCAAUAGUGAGGAUCAUGAAAUCAAGGAAGACUCUGGAUCAUAACAAUAUAAUAGCUGAGGUCACAAAGCAGUUGCAAUCGCGGUUCUUAGCCAAUCCAACAGAGAUUAAAAAACGCAUCGAGUCCUUGAUUGAGCGGGACUUUUUGGAGAGGGAUAUGACAGACAGAAAAUUGUAUCGGUAUCUUGCCUAAAAAGAAAUAGCCUUGCGUGUAGGCACUGAUAAGUGAUAUUGUACCUUUUUUAGGCAAAUCGAAUAUUGGUCUGAUUUCUGCCAAAAUGCCCUUGGUUUUUAUUGAAUAUCUAUUUGUCGUUGCUUUCCCCAUUGGCUACGUGACUUGGCCUGAUCUGAAUUGAAUAUCAGCUUUGCGUACCUUCUGACACAGAAUGUUCACAGUUGAAAGAAUGUAAUUGAGACUUAGAAGGCACAAAUGGAUGAAUGAGGAAAGCUUACCCCUCGUUUGGUAACAA